ACGACCACCUCUCACAGAUUUGCGCGACCUCAUCGCUGGAGAUUUUUGCUUUAACCUUUUUUCUUUACAGAACACCCCAGAACAAACGAGAGCUGCCGCUUGAAGUCUCCUACAUAUUUAGCUCCCAACCAUUGCGAGAGCUUGUAUACGUGUCAUUGAAAAAAAAAAGAAAAGAAACCCAGUCCCUUAGCGAAGAAAAACUCUUGGUAUGGCACCUGUUGAAUUAGCAACCGAAUCGUAUUCAGAAUUAGACACUAAUGAUAAUCGCAUUAGGUGUUCAGCUGCGGCGUCCAAAAAGGACCGCUCAGUGGAAAAUGCAUUGAUCUCAAAGAUCAUGCAACUCGACGAAACUUCCUGUGAUGUUGGUGAUGAAGACUCAUUCUUCGUGGCCGAUUUCAAGGAAUUGAAAAAAUCGGUUGAAUUAUGGAACUCCGAGUUGCCUCAGGUUCAUGCUCAUUAUGCUGUCAAGUGUAACAACGACAUUGAAACGGUCAGGUACUUGGCAUCUCAGGGUCUCAACUUUGAUUGUGCUUCAAAGAAUGAAAUUGAAUUUGUCUUGGGUUUGGGUGUUUCUCCUGAUCGAAUCGUCUAUGCGAAUCCCUGUAAGAACGCUUCGCAUAUUAGAUAUGCUUGCCAACAGGGGGUCAACAUGACCACUGUUGACAAUUCCUAUGAGUUGUACAAGUUGAAGAAAUACCACCCCCGGUGUGGAAUUUUGAUCAGACUUGCAACUGACGAUUCUCUGGCUCAAUGCCAAUUGUCUACCAAGUUUGGUUGUACUGUUGAAACCGCUCUUAAUGAACUUUUGCCCUUGGCAAAUGACUUGGAAUUGAAUGUUAGAGGUGUUGCGUUCCAUAUUGGAUCGGGUGCCAAAGACGUCGACCCGAUGUUUGUUGCCAUUAGAGACUCAAGAAUGUUCUUUGACAAGGCCAUUGAAUUAGGGUUUAAUGUGGACACUUUGGACAUUGGUGGAGGGUUUGAACGCGAGACAUUUGAAGACAUUUCGGCCAUGACUAGGUAUGGGUUGGAUAAGUUCUUCCCUCCAGGGUUCACUCAAAAACAUAACAUUAGGUUUAUUGCAGAACCUGGACGGUUUAUGGUGGCCAGUGCAUUUACUUUGGCCACCUAUGUGACAUCCAAAAGGGAUUUGGGUUGUAAUGAAGAUAAUAUUGACGCGAUGUUAUACAUCAAUGAUGGAGUUUACGGUAACUUGAACUGUAUUUUGUUUGACCACCAACACCCAAUUCCUCGCUUAGUGGAAUUUGGCGGAGAUGAUAAUGCCGACGCAAAAGGCGAGCACUAUCAUUAUUCAGUGUGGGGACCCACAUGUGAUGGAUUGGACUGCGUUAGCCCAAUGGCGCGUUUCCCCAGAUCAAUUCAUGUUGGUGACUGGCUCUACUUUACUGAAGUUGGUGCCUACACAUCGGCAGCAGCUACCUCUUUUAAUGGGUUCAUUUAUGAUAGUGAGGUCAUCUACAUUAACACCGAGUUGUAGCAAUGGACCACUCGGUGGUAUUUAGAGUAGAUUUGUUUGUUUGUUUUCAUCACUUUAGUUAGGCUUAAUUUAUAAAUUUAAGUUUA
Yamadazyma tenuis ATCC 10573 is the source of this 1581-nucleotide messenger RNA. The record is from RefSeq and is a predicted model, not a curated record. Lineage: Eukaryota; Fungi; Ascomycota; Pichiomycetes; Serinales; Debaryomycetaceae.